This is a messenger RNA of Micromonas commoda, 2187 nucleotides long. Its product is annotated as set domain protein. Gene Ontology annotation, biological process: peptidyl-lysine monomethylation. The record is from RefSeq and is a predicted model, not a curated record. Bases 1 to 2187 code for a protein of 728 amino acids. The transcript has 2 exons. Lineage: Eukaryota; Viridiplantae; Chlorophyta; Mamiellophyceae; Mamiellales; Mamiellaceae. Gene Ontology annotation, molecular function: protein-lysine N-methyltransferase activity; protein binding.
AUGAAGGAGAAGCGUAAGUCGUCCACCGGCGAUGCCGCGACCCCCAAGUCCGGCGGCGCAAAGACCCCGAACAAGAAAGUAAAGGCCGCCGCCGACGCCGAGGAUGAUUCAGCGGACGUUCCGCUGAACGACACGGAGAUCGCGUAUCUUGCGUGGAUGAAGAAGAAAGGGGUGAAGCUGAACGGAGUCUCCAUUGGACGGUUCCCCCACACCGGCAGAGGAUGCGUCGCCACGCGUGACAUCAAGGAGGGCGACGUCCUCGUCGAGGUCCCGGAAGCGGCAAUCAUAACCGCCGACGGCUCCGUCGCGGGAUCGGCGCUCGUCGCCUUCGGCCUCGGCGGCGAGGCGCUGCUCCACGAGUACUCCCCGCGGCUCGAGCGCGAGGCGCUGGUGCUCGCGGUCAUGGCGGAGAUGUCCCGGGGCGAAGAAUCCGAAUUCGCGCCGUACCUCGCCGCGCUGCCCACGCUCCGCGCGACGCACUCCCCGCUCGGUUGGAGCGGCGCCGAGCUCUCCGAGCUCGAGGGAACCUCCGCGCUCAACCGCAUGACGUCCGCGGAGGACGAGUCGCUCGAGCUCCCGAGCAUGACAGCGGAUCACUGGAAGCACGUCGCGAGACCGUUCCUGCAGCGGAACCCCGAGUUCGCCCGCAUGCCCGGCGCCGGCGCCGACGACGACGAUCACGACGACGAAGAUGACGACGCCGCCGAGGAGAACGCGAGGAGGAUGUACCUCCACGCCACCGCCCUCGUCGCGGGGUUCUCGUUCACGCUCGGCGAGGAUGACGAUUCGGUCGAAGACGCCGACGCCGCCGCCGCCGCCGACGACGAUUCGGAUUCCCAGGUGAGCACCGGCGGCGACACCGUCCAGGCCAUGGUGCCCUUCUGGGACAUGCUCAACCACGUCGAGCCGGAAUCUUCGUCGGUUCGCCUCGACCACGACGAGGAUGCCAACACGCUGCGAAUGAUCGCGAUCCGCCCCCACGCCAAGGGCGAGGAGGUGUUCAACACCUACGGCGCCGCCGGGGACGCCGAGCUGCUGAGGCGGUACGGCUUCGUCAUGCGUCGGAAUCCCCACGGCGGCGGUGUCGAGGUGUCCACCGCGGAGUGCCUCGCCGCGGCGGAGUUUGCGAGGUUCGAAUCGGACAUGCACGAGGACGACGACUCAGAGUCGGAUUACUCCGACGAGGACGACGAGGACGACGACUCCGAGGAUCGCUUCGACGGUAAGAUGCCGCCGAUCAGCGACAGCGAUGAUGAUGAUGAUGAUGAUGAUGAUGAGGAGGAGGAGGAGGUCGACUCUGAGGAAGACGAAGAGGACGGGGAAGAGGAGGACGCGGAAGGAGACUCCGACGAUGAAGAUCUCAUGGCAAUGGAUUUCCGACCCGGCCAGAUCGCGCGGGAGGAGACCCUCGAGCGCCUCCGCAUGCUCCGACGUUGGGGCAUCCUCCGCAACAGCAAGCAGACGUUCGAGGUCUCGCGCACGGGUAAGCCCUCGCUGGCGCUCAGAUACGUCGCCAGGGUUCUCUCCAUGAACCGUUUCCAGUUCCGUCGGCUGCUGGCCGCGGAUGCGUACGAACGGGGCGAGAGGGACGACCAGGAGGGAGCGUACUCUGACGAGGAGGACGAGGACGACGACGGGUUUGGGGAUUACAAGCCUCUCACCGUGGAGCAGGUGUGGAACGGCGACACGGUCCUGACAGACGAAGGCGACGACGACGUGAGCGAGGACGAGGACGAGGAGCUCCAGGAAAGGGAGGAUCAGAUGGGCCGCGUCUCCGUCACCCUCAUCGCUCUCGCCGAGAGGGCUCUCACCGGCGGGCGAUAUCCCACCGACUCCCUCCGCGCGGACAUGAUCAAGCUCAAGCGCCUCGGCGCCGAGGCUCCCGGCGAGCGUGAGCACGCGGGACUCGGCGGCUGGCGCGGCGCGGUGGGCGCGAAGGAGGACUCCAGGCGCGUCGGUGACAUCUUGUUCCCCCCCAGCUGGAGGGACGAGGAGCGCAGGGCCAUGCACAGGCAGCGCAUGGCGCUCGUUGUCCGCAUCCGAGAGAAGCGAGCGCUGGUCGCCCUGAAGCGGUGGGCGGCGAAUCCGUGCAGGACGGAGGACGACAUCCUGCCCCCGCUCCUUCGUGCGGAUGCCGAGGAGGAUGUCGACGCGACGCUGUGCCGGGUGAUCCCGAAGGACGACUAA